Messenger RNA from Suillus discolor, 1209 nucleotides. RefSeq lists its product as uncharacterized. Lineage: Eukaryota; Fungi; Basidiomycota; Agaricomycetes; Boletales; Suillaceae. Bases 1 to 1209 code for a protein of 402 amino acids. The record is from RefSeq and is a predicted model, not a curated record. The transcript is spliced from 4 exons.
AUGUAUAUGAAGUUUGACAUUUUUUGGGUCCGGUUCUCGGUUCAAACCCUUGCUGAACCGGAACCGGACCAUUAUCGGACCGAACCGAUGGUCCGGUCCACGGUUCUGCUUACUGAGAGAACUAAAUCGAUGAGAACCGGACCAAACCGGACCUGUCCAUCACUAGCUCUGAUUGAAUACCUUCGCCUCCACAUUCCCGGUGAUGGGACAAACUUCAAGAAGCAAGCUUGGCAUGGUGCUGCCGCUCAUCUCAAGGAGAGGUUUCCUGAGCAACUGGGUGGCGAGAAAACACAAUCAAGCUGUCAAACUAGAUGGUCAAAACUCAAAAGUUCUUAUCACACUGUUGUGGACAUCAAGAAUGCAUCUGGGUUUGCGUGGAGCGAUAUAGAUGGCGCAGGGAUUACUUUGGAGUAUGAAUCUACAUGGACAAACUUUCUCAAGAGCCAUAAGAACGCAGGCCCAUUCAAAAACACAGGAUUCCCUCAUUUUGACGCCAUCCAUCAGAUGUUGCCAAGGAAGAGCAAGGGCACUUGGGUCCACCGCAAUAACCCCCGCCAGCCUGCUGGCACUGCAUCUUCUGCUGUCCCUGCUGUAGCUCUUCCUGAGGCUAGUACUGUGCCACCGCAACCGCAACCACUUACUGCAUUAAACCUCAGCCAGCUGACUGCGGCUGCCAACGAAAUCAAUUCUCUUCCAUCUCACAUCCAGUCUGCUAGUGGCUUGCCGCAAGACAUUCCACCAUCAUCGUCCGCUGUCCCAUCCACCUUUCUUGCGGCUCAGACUACUACUACUGGCUCGGGAGCUACGUCCUCGGUGCUCACGAGUGUCAGUCGCCAAGAUAAGCGCAAAGUUAGUGCAAUAGGCUCAGAGGCUGCUAUGAGUGCACCAAAGCGGUCUCGACCUGUUUCAGCAAGUGUACAGGCCCAGCAAGAUGGUAACAAGGCAAUGAAUAACCUCACGACCACCAUGGAGGAGAUACGGCAAACAUAUGCCAGAACAUCUGCGAGAGCUUCCGCAGAGGACUUUGGCCGUGCCGUCUCCAUGGUCUCCCAGUGUGCAACACUAUCUAGUGACAAAAGGAUUGACAUUAUAGACUUCCUUGGACUAGAUGACGAGCAUGUCGUGAAGUUUCUUAAUAUGGAUGAGAACCUUCAGUCAUUGUGGGUGCAGGGGUGGCUUGCUGAUAUUCAUACUGCAACUCAGUCAUAA